Molecule: messenger RNA, 1739 nt
Organism: Pseudo-nitzschia multistriata
Lineage: Eukaryota; Bacillariophyta; Bacillariophyceae; Bacillariales; Bacillariaceae
Source: the annotation of a GenBank genome assembly
UGGACAAGAAACAUGAAACACCGAGGAACAAAAUGCACCACCUCCAAGACGAUACUGUGAAGCACCAUAAACAUAAUUCAAUAACAUGAAUCCAAUCUCGACGCCAACUCCCCCCAGCGAGGGCACAAACGAAAGCCUAGACCAACCACAACAUUACGAGGGAAAUGUGCAGCUUAUGGAAGCCCGCUUUUUGCAGCUGUGCUCGUCCAUCCGGGCGCUGUACCGGUCUGUCCAGGAACUCCGCGUGCAUAUCACGGAGCAGCGCGUGGGAAACGGCGACAACGAGAACGAUGAUACUUUGGUCUUCCUGCAGGCGAUCUGCGAGAACCAACAGGUCCUCAAAAAACAGCGCAUUGAACUGUGCGCAAUCGUCGAGGGGAUGCAGAGGCUAAACGCUGAUACGAACCUACCAGACGAUAUCCGCAUCAUGGUUUUCGACGUCGACGAAGAGAACCAACGAGAGCAGCACCACGACGCAAGUGAGGGCGAGAGAAACAGCCGUGGAGGCACUGGGUUAUAUUUGUGAGAAAUUUAUCGAAUGGAAAUAAAUUGAAACAGAAUGGAACGAAGUGUGAAGGCACGACACUAUUUAUCGAUUCAGACAGGGAUCCGAUUUUCUAUUGGCGUGCUGUUUUGCAGCCAAACGAUCAACCUCUGUAUUCUAUUCUACGUCUGCUUCUCCUUAAAUAGAGGGAGUAAAAUCUGAUGCGACUCGUGAGAAAUAGACUCCUCGGAAAUCAUGAUGCUUUCUGAACUGACAAGACACUUUACAGUAUCUCCCAGCGGGAUCGUUCCUCGUUCAAGGCGUCCUCGAGUCUGUUAUUUGUUGCACCCUCUUUGGAUGCGACGUUGGUAGGGUGAUCAGAGUCCGUGAAAACAGUGCAGAAAACAAAAUAUAUCGCAAGAUCGCUAACUGCGAACCUCUUUUCGUUCUAUAGUUAAGCGGGGAGGGUUUGGUGUUUCUCAUGGCAUGUUGACAUAACAAGACGAAGGAACAAAACUGUAAAAUUGGACAUUUUGACUGGAGCUGCGUUGUUUAUUGAAUCAGAUUGAGAUCAUGAGAAACAUUCAUAUUGCGAUCAAUGAAAAGAAAAGUGAAGCUAUUGGCGUGUUAAUAGCCAAUCGAGUACCGAAGCGAACAAGGCUGCACAGGUUUUCCGAGUUCACUACCGGUACUAUCAACAAAAAUCUUAAUAAAAAUUCUAGUACUGUGACGACUAACAGCACCCACCUUUAUAUCGGUAAUUGGACUGGACUCAUACAUGAGGCAACGUAAACAAAUCAAUGACAAGACAAUUGAAGAGAGCUAUCGAUUGAUACCACUUACAUUAGAAAAGGUUGAGUGGAAGUGCUAGAAUCCCAUGGUCAGUUGCUCCCAACCGUGUUUUUUCGAUAGAAUGAAAAGAACAGUUUCAGCACGCUAAAUUAGCACGCUGUAUCAGCACGCUGGAGGCAGGUAAAGGUCAAGACAUUAGGCUCCAGUACAAUUUUGUGCCCGCAGACAAAACCCUUCUAUUUUGAACAAAACCUGCAGUGAUACCUUGAUUCACAAUUUUCUACAGGAUUUUGUGUACAGCUUUGUACUAGAAUCCAUCCAAAACAGCAAAUCUUGCUUCUUGUUUCCCCCAGCUGAGCAGGUGUUGGCCAGCAGGCGCGACACGGUGUGGGGCUGGUACUAAUCCUACGUAGGCCUACCUAGCAUAGUUGGCAACUUCUUCAAAUCAAAGUUGUCAACUUUA